Messenger RNA from Eufriesea mexicana, 1308 nucleotides. RefSeq names its product dynactin subunit 2 (gene DCTN2-p50). Lineage: Eukaryota; Metazoa; Arthropoda; Insecta; Hymenoptera; Apidae. The transcript is spliced from 9 exons. The record is from RefSeq and is a predicted model, not a curated record. Gene Ontology annotation, cellular component: dynactin complex. Gene Ontology annotation, biological process: microtubule-based process. The coding region runs from base 103 to 1308 and encodes 401 amino acids.
UCCAAUAUUGCUAUAUUAUUAGUCAUUGCUAAAAAACAAGAUUUCUUGCAUUCUUAAAAAUAGUUUAAACAUUAAUAAUCGUUUUUAAUUUAAUCACGAAAAAUGGCUGAUCCCAAAUAUGCCGAUUUACCUGGAAUUGCAUAUGAUCAAGCUGAUGUUUAUGAGACUACUGAUUUACCAGAAUCAGAACAAUUUCAACUUUACCCAGAGGACGAAACUGAUUCUAUAGAAAAGUUACAUAUUAGUGCUACAGAAGCAUUUAAUAAAUUUAAAAGUAAACAUGUCAUCAGCAAGGGAGUUGAUUUUUCAGAUCGAGUAUCAAUCAAACCAAGGACUGGCUAUAAAUUUGGAGAUUGGGAAUUACCUGGAGAGGGAGAGAAAGAAACUCCUAUUCAAAAAUAUCAUCGCUUACAAUGUGAGAUUAAAGAAUUAUAUGAAGAAGUAAAUGAUUUAAAGGAAAAAGCAAAAGAUGAAGAAGUAAAAUCUGUUGCUGAUAUAAUUUCCCAAGUACAACUCUUAGGAAAGCAAUUAGAUUCUUUAAAAUUAGAAGAAAGUCUUGGACCUGAUCUUGUAGCAACACUAUUAGAUCCACAAGGCACAAGAAUGAAACAACUGAUAUCGCAAAUAGAAGCAUUCAAACAAACUAGUACUCUUACCUCUGAAACUGAUUCAAAGACACAGGUUACAAAAGAUGAUAAAACAGCUGAACCUGGUGUACUCAAAUAUCAGAUAAUGUAUCUUCCAGAAAAAGCAAGAAUGCAAGAAGCAGCAAGAAUUGCAUUACUUGAACAAAGGCUUUGUAACUUAGAAAGUGUUAUUGGAACAACAAGUGAUAAACUUUCUAAAUUUUCACAAAAUCUCAAAGGUCAAGGAGUAAUGGAAACUCUUCAAGAACUAGGAGCAAAAGCUGCAUUAUUAGAUAUAUACCAGCUAAAUAUAGUCGAAAGCCGAUUAUCUGCGUUACUUCAUAAAAUGGAUAGUAUUGCCCAGAAAAAGACUGCAUUAGAUUCAGAACAAGAGCAAAAAAUUUCAGAAAUGUAUGAUAUUAUAAAACAGACAGAAAGUAUGUCACAAAUUUUACCUCAAACUGUAAAUCGAAUGUUGGCUUUAAAUACUAUUCAUCAGCAAGCUGCUACAUUCAACAAAUCCCUUAUGCGUUUAGAAGAAUUACAAUCACAAAUAACUUCGGAUUUGGAGAGUAACAAGUCUCUCUUAAAAGGAGUACAGGAAAGCUUUGCAUCAAAUUUAGAAAUUAUAAAAAAUAACAUAGAAUCAUUAGAUGAACGUACUAAGAAGCUUAGCAAAUGA